Molecule: messenger RNA, 1818 nt
Organism: Malus domestica (apple)
Lineage: Eukaryota; Viridiplantae; Streptophyta; Magnoliopsida; Rosales; Rosaceae
Source: RefSeq, a predicted model, not a curated record
GGUAUAUUCAUAUACACAAAUUGAGCAUCGUAUGAGAAGUUAUUUCGAAUUGUCGGUUAUGUGCUUUAAUUAACAUUUUUAUAGUUGUUUCGCAUAUAGGUGAUACCUAUCCCGAUGACGAACGCAUUCAAGGAUGUAACGGGGGUCACGAGCCUUCGACUUAUCAGUUCUAGUUAUCAGCGUUGGUGGCCCAAUAGGAUUUCCACGGCAUUCUGACAGACUACUCAUGUAGGACUCACCUUUGGGUGUUGUAAUUUAGUUAUGGUCCUACUUGACUGCACCUAGUACUUAUGCUCUGAAUAUGCGUGUUUCACACUUAAACUUACUCUAGCACGUUGCUUGGUUAUUAUUGCUAGUAUUUGGUUUUUAUUUCUUUGUAAUUCUCUUACCUAUUGCUUCUGCGUCGCACUUUUGGUUACGUCACACUCACGUGACGGCCAGCAUGCCUUGAUUCUAGGAUCGGGGUGUGUCAAUUUGGUAUCAGAGCCUAGGUUGCAGUCUUGUAUAUAUUGUUAAUGCUCUAAUGAUCUUUUGAUGCCUUCCGUCAGAACUAUGUCGCCUCGUAGGGAAUCACGUCGUGCUUCUGAGCCUAAUUUCCCUGAUAUAACUCAAUUAGGGGAAGCGAUGGCCCAUGCCUUUCAGAAUGCAAUCCGUCAUCCUCCUCCUCAAAGAACACCCUUGGAGACUAUGUAUAAUUUGAAAUUGGACAAUUUCAUGGGUAAUGAGGGUCAUGAAGGGGCAGAAAAGUGGUUAGACCAUAUUGAGAAGACUUUUCAAGUGAUGCAGAGUCAAGGGAAUCUUCCUGCUAAUAGAUGGGUUGAGACCACUACUUGGUUUUUAGGACGAGAGCUAGCAACUUAGUGGGUAAAUUAAACUCAGUUUAUGUCACUUGAGAUGGCAGCUGAUUGGAAGUAUUCAAAGAGAAUUUUAAGAAAAGAUUUGUUCCUCCGAAGUACAUUGAUCGUAAGAUGCAGAAGUUCACUCAAUUGAAGCAAAAGAAUAUGUCGGCGUAUGAGUAUUACAGGAAGUUUAUAGACUUAUCUCGUUAUGAUCCUGAUAUAGCUGGUAAUCAGGCAGAGAUGCUUCGCCGUUUUAAGCUGGGAACUAAGAGGAAAUGGCGGACUUUUGCUAGUGCGCUUCCUUGCACCACUUAUCAUGAGUUUUCUGAGAUUUUGGUUCGGAUGGAGGAUUCCGACAACCUUCCUAUUAAUAGUGAGGAUGAUGAAGAUAAGAAUGAUAAUCAGAAGAAAGAUGAUAGGGGUAAAGGUAUCUCCACUCAGGGACCCCAUAAGACACAGAAUUUCAAGAAAAGUGGAGCGAGCUCGAGUUCUUCCAGCGGAGGAUUUAGUGUCACAGGCCCGAGGAGAGGUGGAAGAUUUGCUAGUGGACCUAGUUUUCAGUGGCAGAGAGACUUUGGUGGUGCUGGUGGUUCUGGUGCUCCGUUGUGCCGCCGUUGUAACUUCAGACAUCAUGGAGAGUGUAGGAGAAGUGGUGGUGCUUGCUAGACUUAUAGACAUAUGGGACAUAGGGCUGCUCAGUGUCCCUAGAGUCAGCAGAGAUCUCAACAGUCUGCUAUGCCACCUCCAGCGCCGAUUCAGCAGAACUUUGGAUCAGGCAGUUAUGGUCAGACGGUUCGUGGUGGUGCUUACCAUUAUUAGGGUGAUGCUACUCCCUAUGCUUCCGGACAGAAUCAGUACUUCCAGGAUCCUUAUUUUCAGACUGGGUAUUCCCAAGAUCUUGGAGGUUAUACUUUUUAUCCUUCCAUGCCAGCUAGUGGAUCUCAGUGGUAUCUGAUGCGAAUAAUAUAAGCACACAAAA